Messenger RNA from Hibiscus syriacus, 1552 nucleotides. Its product is annotated as putative clathrin assembly protein At1g33340. Gene Ontology annotation, cellular component: clathrin-coated pit; clathrin-coated vesicle. Bases 11 to 1135 code for a protein of 374 amino acids. Gene Ontology annotation, molecular function: SNARE binding; phosphatidylinositol-4,5-bisphosphate binding; clathrin heavy chain binding. The record is from RefSeq and is a predicted model, not a curated record. Gene Ontology annotation, biological process: clathrin-dependent endocytosis; clathrin coat assembly; vesicle budding from membrane. NCBI's taxonomy places the organism in Eukaryota, Viridiplantae, Streptophyta, Magnoliopsida, Malvales, Malvaceae. The transcript has a single exon.
CCCAAGCUUAAUGAUCUACCCACAUAUGAGAAUAAUCAGGGGGGGGGGGAAAGAAAUGGGGGUAGACAUACAGACCAAGCUCCGCCUAGCUCUUGGCUCAAUGAAGGAUCAUGCAUCCAUUGGUAAGGCCUUGGUAUACAACCACGACGGAAAACCCUUUUCCGAUAUAGAGAUCGCCGUGCUCCGAGCCACCGGCCAUGAUAACGGUCCCAUUGAGGACAAAUACAUGCACGAAAUCCUCUUCCUCGUCUCCAACUCUCCGGGAUCGGUCCCUUUCCUGGCCGAAAGGAUUUCACGUCGGCUCUGUAAGACCCGAGACUGUCUCGUCGCCCUCAAAACACUCUCGCUCAUCCACCGUCUCUUGCGCGGAGGCAACCGUUGCUUCGAACGAGAGCUGCGUAACUCUCAUGUCUCCGGUCAUCUCCAAAUGAGUGCCACCAAUUGUUUCCGCAACUCCUCGUUUUCGUUCCUACGUAGCUACGCGGCCUAUCUGGAAGAACGAGUGGGAUGGGCCAUUACCCAAGCCGGGAAACUCGAACCGGUUAUGUUCAACGGCUUGGAGUUCGGAUGUUACGAGGAGAAGUCGGUGGACAUGGUGUUCCGUAAGUUGCCGAAAUGUCAAGCGUUUAUGGACAGGGUCUUGGAUUGUUCACCGAUUGAUGUCGUGCCGCCGGCAGACAACUUGGCUCAAGCAGCCAUGGGGAACACCUUAAAAGAGAGCUUCCAAGUUUACAUUAUGUACUGCGAAGUCAUCGAGAUUCUCAUCAACAUGUUCUUCGAUUUGACGACGCCGGCCAGAACUUUGGCCUGCGACAUACUCAAGAGGGCUUCACGACAAAGCAAAGAGCUUGCGGAUCUGUACGAAACGUGCAAACGAGUCAUGGAAAACAAGAAUCUGGAGUAUCCCAGAGUGCAGAUAAUCACCAUGGAUCAUGUUUUGGCAUUGGAACAAUGCUCCAGCUUUAUGUCAACGAGUUCGUCUACGGGUAAACAAAGCGAAAAGGAAGGGGACGAAGAUGAUACUAGUUCGUCGUCCAAUCAAUUCUCAUUCACUCUUGAAACCAAAAUAAGCAAGGUUUGGGUUGUUUUUGACGAAGACGAUGGCGAAUUGCAGGUGCCUGUUGGUAUUGUUUAAUGGCCUUUGUUAACGCCAUUGUAGUUUACAGAAGCCAAAUGAUGAUGACACAAGCAGAUAACAAAAUAGUGUCAGAAGAUUGAUGGUGGAGAAGCUCAACUCCUUGGAUUCUCUGAAUCAAAUGAAGAUGAAUUUUAAAGUUAUCAUCCCCCAACAGAAGGUUAAAUCGUGAAGAUGAUGGAUCCACAGCAACAAAAAAAAAAAAAAACUUAUCAAAGCUUUUGGUAGGUGCUUGCUAGAGAACAAUGUUAUUAAACUUGAUUCGUUACGAGAAUUUCAUUAGAGUGAAAUCGUUGUCAAAUGGUGUGAAUAGUCCUUCUAGUUGUGAUAGAAAGUCAUCUUGUAUGGAAAUUAUCUUACUUUGGUUGCUUCAAGAAAUUCCAAUUUGGAAUACAUCAUAAUUCGAUUCUAUUACAA